CAUCCAUGGGAAAAAAAAUGAAACCAGACAAGCUGGAAAGGGGGCAGGCGGGAGUCCGGGCGAGCAAGAGCGGUGAGGGAGAGGGGACUUACUUUGCGAGGCGCGGUACUGAGCGCGGCCGACGAGAAAUAAAGGCCCGGACCCGGGCUGCCCCGAACCCCGAGAGUGCGGUAAUGUCAGCGCUCCGGUCCGGGUGGCGGCGGGCGCCGGGCACGGAGACCGGGACGGACGCGCGUGCGGCGGGCGCUGCGCGGUUCGGCUCGGCGGGCGCUCGCGCUGCGCUCCGGCUCGGGCCCCGGCUCCACACGGCUCCGCUCCUGGCUCCCCUCUGGCUCCUGGCACCAACUCCGGGCAGUCACAUGACGCCGGCGCGGCUCGCUCUGCGAGCCUCCCGGGGCUGGCGGGGUAAGUAGAGGCUGGGACCCGGGGUGGGAGGG
Nycticebus coucang (slow loris) is the source of this 437-nucleotide messenger RNA. RefSeq lists its product as uncharacterized. Lineage: Eukaryota; Metazoa; Chordata; Mammalia; Primates; Lorisidae. The coding region runs from base 6 to 413 and encodes 135 amino acids. The transcript has a single exon. The record is from RefSeq and is a predicted model, not a curated record.